GUUUAUGACUUCUCAGGGAAAGGACACACCGACAGACAGUUGCUUCUGUAAAGACUGUCUGAGCACCUGGUGGAAGGCGAAACCACUGCGUGAGUGUCCAGUUUGUAAGAGACGAUCCUCAAUGGUGAACCCACCUGUUAGCCUGGUGUUGAAGAACCUGUGUGAGGCCUUCGUACAGGAGCAAGACCGGAGAGCAUUGGAGAUCCUCUGUAGUGUGCACUCUGAGAAACUCAAACUCUUCUGCCUGGACCAUCAGCAGCCGACUUGUCUCGUCUGCAGGGACUCGGAGAAACACACCAACCACAAAUUCAGCCCCGUUGACGAAGCUGCGCCAAAGCACAAGGAGAAACUCCGGGCCACACUGAAACCCUUAAAGAAGAAUUUAAAUGUUCUCGAACGGGUUCAAGGAAAGUUAAGCAAAACAGCUGAACACAUUAACGUCCAAGCCCGACAAACUGAGACUCAAAUGAAGGAGCAGUUUCAGAAGCUUCACAAGUUUCUAGAAGAAGAAGAGCAAGCCAGGAUGGCUGCUUUGAAACAGGAAGAGGAGCAGAAGAUGCAGAUGAUAACGGUAAAGAUGGACGCUCUGGGCGUAAAGAUAGCCGCUCUUUCAGACACAAUCAGAACCACAGAGAAGGAGCUGAGAGCUGAAGAUGUGUCCUUUCUGCAGAACUACAAGGCAACAGUGGAAAGUAUCCAGCGGCAGCACCCCCUACUGGAGGAACCACAGCUGGGCCCGGGAGCUCUCAUAGAUAAGGCCAAACACUUGGGCAACCUGACCUUCAACAUCUGGAACAAGAUGAAGGAGAUGGUCUCCUACACGCCGGUGAUUCUGGACCCAAACACAACAAAUCUAGAACUCAUCGUGUCUGAUGAUAUGACCAAUGCGAGAGGAGGGGAGAAGCAGAAUCUUCCCGAUAAUCCGGAGAGGUUUGACGAUUAUUACAUCGUCCAAGGCUCUGAGAGCUUUAACUCGGGGACUCACACAUGGGACGUUGAAGUUGGCGACAAUACAUUCUGGUCAAUAGGUGUGUUAGCGGAGUCAUACCAGAGAAAGGGACCCACACAGACUGGAUUAUGGGAAAUGCGGUUCCAUAAAGGGGAAUACUCGGCACGGGCACUACCAGCUGCAGCCACUGAUCUGGGGUUGCAGAGGAAGCUGAAGAGAAUCAGAAUGAGUCUGGACUGGAGCAGAGGAAAGCUGACCUUCACUGAUCCUGACACUAACACACUCUUACACACCCUCAAACACACCUUCACUGAGAGGCUGUUUCCAUACAUUAGCACAGUGGAUAAAGUACCGCUGAAGAUUUUACCACUGAAGGUCUGUGUGAGCAAACAAGUGUGAGAGUUUUUAGUUUGAAGGCGGUGAUAAUAGUAGUAAAAAGCUCUUUAUUUCUUUUUUAUUUAAUAUGUGUCCAACUAUUGAUGUGAAAACACAUGUUUGAGCACAUAUCUUAAACGACAGUAAAUAAAUAACUUCAUCAAUCUCGUUUGACUGUAAGAUAUCUGCAGCAGCAAAAAGAAUAUAACUACAAGUCCAACUACUGAAGCUAUCUGAAGAUAUCUGAGUUUAUGUUAAAAUGAGAAUAAAAUCAGGACUCAAAUAUGUUUUUUUACAUGUGGACCUAAUUAUCUUCCGCUAGUAAAGUAAAAAUAAGAAGUGGAUGAAAACAGUAUAUAAAUAAGCAGUCACCUAAAGAAAUGUUCACUACAUUAUUUGUAUGGCCAAAAUAAUUCAUGAUAGCAAUAUAGAACAUUUUGGCCUUUGGGAGGAAGACAAAAAAAUAUUGGAAAUGAUUUAUGAAGAACUGCAUUAUUUACACGAUGUUAUAAUGUGCAUCUUUGUUUGAAUUUUUCAAAGAUCACAGUUAUUGUCAAUACAGGUAUGUGGCCCUUUGAAAUAUUGAUGUUUAGAUAAACCGAGAAUACAAUUCUUGUUCAGUACUUCCUGUAAAUCGAUUUAAUUUGUUUUAACUGUCUAUAAUUUGAACAGUCAUCUGCAUUUAAUCUUCCAGACAGUUUUACUGACUAACUUAAAUAAACGUUGGAUUUAU
Trematomus bernacchii (emerald rockcod) is the source of this 2057-nucleotide messenger RNA. RefSeq names its product nuclear factor 7, ovary-like. Gene Ontology annotation, molecular function: zinc ion binding; protein binding. The coding region runs from base 5 to 1348 and encodes 447 amino acids. NCBI's taxonomy places the organism in Eukaryota, Metazoa, Chordata, Actinopteri, Perciformes, Nototheniidae. The transcript is spliced from 2 exons. The record is from RefSeq and is a predicted model, not a curated record.